Molecule: messenger RNA, 3204 nt
Organism: Eimeria acervulina
Lineage: Eukaryota; Apicomplexa; Conoidasida; Eucoccidiorida; Eimeriidae
Exons: 2
Coding region: 1-3204 (1067 amino acids)
Source: RefSeq, a predicted model, not a curated record
AUGGACGGCUACCUGCACCCGCAGCAGCCGGGGUGUACGGCGAGCUCUUCGUUUGGCGGCCCCUUCCGCACUACGAUGCUUCGCGACAGCCAGGGGUCUUGUGCGGCUCCUGUUGCUACCGCUGACUCCCUGGCCCUGCGUCUCACGACGCAGCUGUCAAACAGCAGCAGCCGGAGCAGUGCAGCAGGCAGAAGUCCCAUUUGUCUGCUGCCGCAGCCGGCCGCGCCGCCGGCUGCUGCUGCUGCGCUGCACUGGGGCGGGCCCUCCGCGGCAGCAAGAGGCGGCGGCGCGCAGCUGCAGGGGCCUGCAGCAGCAGCAGCAGCAGCAGCUGGCGGCAGCGGGACUGGUCUCGAGGGAACGUGGGGACCAGCGGGGGCCGUGUCUUGUGCAGCAACGGCGACAGCUGCUGCUGCUGCUGCUACAAACACUGCAGUUACAACGACAACCGGUUUCCCUUCUCUGCACUGCAACACGUACUCUUCCAGUGCACGCCAGCAGCAUCAUCGCGACUUCAGGUGUACCCCAGGGGCGACGACGAGUGUUUCGCGCGCAGCAGCAGCGGCAGCAGCAGCGGCAGCACCAGGAGAAGAUGAUGACGAUGAUGCUGCCUCCUCCUUUACCGCCGCUCCCAACAGCCGCCCUCUCGCCUGCCACGUGGCCGCCAGCCCGGCCCUCCAGCAGCCCCUGAGCAUAGCCUACGAUCUGCCGAGUGCGGGUGGUGUUUCUUGUCUCGGCGCGUCGGGUGUACAGGCAGGUUUUGUUCGUUUUCUUGUCGAGGGACAGGGGCCGGAGCGCAUGCGCAAGACGUCCUCAGCAGUCGUUGAUUUGAAGGCCCCCCCCGGCUACGAGUUUGUAGGCCUGCCUUUCGCCCCUCCUUGCCUCGAGGCGCGGCCUGAUGCGGAGCAGGAGCUGCUUAUUCAGGACUAUAGCGAUCGUUCUGCUACCAUAGGAGUGGGGGGGGGAGCUGGACCUGGAGCUGCUGCUACUGCUGCUUCCUCCUUGCCAGCAGGGCUCUGUUGUGCGCAUACGCCACCUUCCCCCCAUGAGGACUUAACAAAGCGAAGGUCGGCGACAUUAUCCCCCCCCACGCAAGCUGUGCGUGAGAAGACAACAACGAGCGGCAGGAAAGCAAGAAGCCAUCAGCCUUCUUCCUUUGAUCUACCUUCUCCUGUGGACUCAGCAGCCUCGGCGCCUUCCGUAAGCUUCGGCGCAGAAGGGAGCGGACAGCGCGAAGAAGUGGUUCCGGCGUCUUUAGAGGAUGACACAGGGGGGGCUGAUGUGUUGCAGGUGGCUGGCACUUCUUUAUCAAUGAACAAGCUGCAGGAAGAGGUGCGGUCCUUUGUGAGUAUUAUGUACGACGCUGUAUUCAACACAAGUCCGACGUGGCAGGUUCCUCCGUUGUACGCCUCGUCUGUUUCUUCUUCUGGUUCUUCUUCAUCCUCUACUUCAUCAUCUAGUAGUCUGGGCUUGCCUACACUGCAGCUGCCGCUGUCGGAUGUUGUCUUCACGAUGCAUUCUCCAUGGUGUACGCGGAAGCAGUGGCUCGACCCGCAGCUGGUGGGGGGCCGACCUCUUGAGCAGCACCCCGUCUUUGAUCAAGGCGCAGGCCACGCCGAUGCGUUAAGGCAACUUACAGCCCUCAAGUCCUGCAUGGGCGACUUCACAGUUACUGUGGAGUGCAUACAGGCCUGUGUAGCGGGACCUGGCAGAUUGUCUUGUGCCCUCAGAGGCACAUUGGUAUCACCAGGAGGUGCCGUUUCCUCCUGCGACGCGCAGGUCUCUACAGAAACGGCCAGAGAAACACCAGCAAGGGGGGCCCCACAGGCCCCCAAAAUGGGCCGCUUCGCGCACUUCCUUACUCUCCUUCCUAAACCCCUCACGGAGGAGCAGCAGCCUGCUGCAUCAGACGCUGCAGUUGAGGGAAGCAGGAAGAAUACUGCAGUAGACGCGCGGCCCUGGCUUGUGGUGGCUCGUCGGCUGUACUUUUUGAUCGAGUCCGAGAUGUUUGUGGCGAUUCACGCAUCGGAAGGAGCAGCAGCAGCUGCUGCUGCAGCAGCCGCUGCUGCUGCGCCUCCAACUCCUCAGGUUGUCGGAGGCCAGUCGUUGUUGUACGAUGGAGAUUUACCUUUGGCAGUCCCCAAGGGGCCCGAGGGCCCCUUACGUCUACACGCAACAGGGAGAAAUGCAAUACAUGUGGGGUCGCUGCAGGAGCUGGGGGCAGCAGACCCUCGCGCUGCAGCGAAGAGAACAACCCCACCACCUUUAAACAGUCUAUCGUCUCUGGUGCUUAACUCCGCAGCCAUAGGCUUGAAACACUCGGACAGAGUAGUGCCCCCUCCUCUGCAGGGAAAGAACAGGGGGCCCCAUCCCUUCCCCUCUUGUGGCGAAAUCCCUACAAGUGCAGAUUGCGUCCAAGCAGCUGUGGCGCAGCUCGCGACGGGAUUACUGACAGACACAGCGGCAAGGAGUUCGCAGCAGAUUAUUUCCGGAGCUGCCUCUUGGACUGCAUUUUUGCAGAACCCGGGGCAGCGGCAGCGGCGAAGUCGCAAAAAGAAGAAGUCGAGACAAACAAAUGCAUUGUCAUCACCUUUAGACCCUGAAGCGUCUCAGCUGCUACCCGGAAACGGCAUGACAGCUGCGGCUGCGGCUGCUGUCGGUCCGGCCGCUGCUGCUUCUCUUCAGCUACAAGGGGUUCUUCAGCUGCAGCAGUACGAACAGAAAUGCAUGCAAGACAGACGUGAUGACCUCCUAAGUAUCAGCCACCUCCCCAACAAAGGCAUCCUUACCCUCCCUGCUGCAUCUCAAGGCAUCCCUCCCGAUGCUUUUGAACGCGCAGUUUUCGUCUCAUGGAUUCCCCGAGCGGCCCGAGCCCAAGAACACACCGACAAAGAAGAAGCAGAGGAAAAGUUGAAGACGGUUCUUUCGAGCGAGUUGGGCAUCUGCGGCAUUGAACGCGUUUUAGUGUUUCCUCCUCGGGGAUCUCAUUGCUGCAUAACGUUCCAUACAUCUGAGGCGUCAAUGGCAUUUCUAUUGGAGUAUGCAGGGGGGACAUUUACCCCAAACACGGAGAAGUUCAAAAAGCGCAUCUGCGCUUCAUUCAAUGUUGAAUUUGACAGAGGCAUUCAGAGAGUGUUUAUUCGUAUUGAAGGGGUGAAGCUGAUGCCGCCGGCAGGUCGCGCCGUCGAUCCGGAGCCAAAGUCUUAA